Messenger RNA from Drosophila yakuba, 2116 nucleotides. RefSeq names its product cytosol aminopeptidase. Gene Ontology annotation, molecular function: manganese ion binding; metalloaminopeptidase activity. The transcript has a single exon. The coding region runs from base 176 to 1834 and encodes 552 amino acids. The record is from RefSeq and is a predicted model, not a curated record. Gene Ontology annotation, cellular component: cytoplasm. NCBI's taxonomy places the organism in Eukaryota, Metazoa, Arthropoda, Insecta, Diptera, Drosophilidae. Gene Ontology annotation, biological process: proteolysis.
AUCUAGUUAGUCUACCCUUGGGCCAAACAGAGGAACACACUUUCUACUGUCUUUCCAAAAUUGUUAGGCACUUCGUAAUCAAAAAUUUUAUCUUUCCCUAUCCACCACUAAAAAAGCUACCCAGACGUGCGCAAGGGCGGACUAACCAGGCAACCACGGAUAUUGUAUCCCAAAGAUGGCAUCCACACGCAUGAUCAGUGCUUUUGUGCGCAGUCCAAGAUUAUACCAGAAGCUCUCAGCACCCUGGAAAUCGUAUAAUCUGUUUGGGGCACAACUUUUUAACCACAGACUUCAGCGGGAUGAUUUUCAAAUCUGGAGGGGACUGGCAGGAGCAGCGGACAAGUGCGAUAGCAAGACUGUUAUCAAGGGCGUGGUGGUGGGCGUCUACUCCAAGGAGGGCGAGGGCAAGGAGGUCAAGAUGACGUCCAGCGGCGAGAAGUUUGACGACCGAACGCAGGGCAAGGUCUCCGAGCUGCUGCGCGAAACUGGAGUCAAGGGGGACCUGGGCAAGGGUAAGGUCUUCAUGAACGUGGAUGCCGAGUUCCGGGCAGUGGCGGUGGUGGGUCUGGGUCAAGAAGGUGCCGGAUUCAAUGACCUGGAAAACAUCGACGAGGGCAUGGAGAAUGCCCGAGUGGCAGCUGGCGUGGGAGCUCGGGCACUGCAGCUUCAGGGUUGCACGGAGGUCUUUGUGGACUCCAUGGAAUAUCCGGAGCAGGCGGCGGAGGGCAGUGCCCUGGCCAUCUGGCGGUACAACAGCAACAAGCGCAAGCAGGAUCGCACUCAUGUGCCCAAGCUAGAUCUGUACGACUCGCCGGAUGUGGAUGCCUGGACGAGGGGUCUCUUCAAGGCCGAAUCGCAGAACUUGGCACGGAGAUUGAGCGAUGCGCCGGCUAAUCAGAUGACCCCCACCAUAUUCGCCCAGUCGGCGGUGGAUGCCCUGUGUCCGUGCGGCGUUUCUGUAGAGGUGCGAUCCAUGGAUUGGAUAGAAAUGAAUCACCUCAAUUCGUUUCUAAUGAUAGCAAAGGGCAGCUGCGAGCCUCCUGUGGUCCUGGAGGUCAGCUACUGCGGCACAGCGCCAGAGGAUCGACCCAUACUGCUCUUGGGCAAAGGCUUGACCUACAACAGUGGCGGCUUGUGCCUGCGGCCCAAGAAUUGCCUGCAUAUGUACCGCGGUUGCAUGGCCGGCGCAGCCGUUUGUGUGGCCGCCGUUCGAGCUGCAGCAGCCCUCUCCCUGCCCGUAAACAUCACCGCCGUGCUGCCGCUCUGCGAGAAUAUGCCAUCGGGCAUGGCCGUUAAGCCGGGUGACGUGGUCACCCUGCUGAAUGGCAAGACGCUGGGAAUUGUGGAUGUGAGCAAAGCCGGAACGGUGGUGCUGGCCGAUCCCCUGCUCUUUGCCCAGACCACGUAUAAGCCACGUCUGGUGGUGGACUUGGCCACCGUGGGCUACGGCGUCUGUGCUGGCCUUGGAGAAUCCGCAGCAGGAUUGUUCACCAACUCCAACUUCAUAGCCAAGCAGUUCGAGAAGGCAGGCGGCCUAACAGGAGAUCGCUUGUGGAGGCUGCCCUUGUGGCGCUACUUCAAGCAGCUGGUGACCCCGAAUCUCACAUACGACAUCAGCAACCGGGGACUUGGUCCCGCCUCCAGUUGCAUUGCCGCCGCCGUUCUGCACGAACUGGUUCCCUGCGCGGAUUGGGCCCACAUAGAUAUCCGGAAUGUGGGCAUGCUGACGCGCCACAAUCCGCUGCCAUAUCUGCUCAAGGAUCGCAUGACCGGCAGACCCACCCGCACCAUCGUGCAGUUCCUGUACCAGAUGGCCUGUCCGGAUAGCAAGUAGUCCAAUAGUGGGCUGGGAUCUCCGGAUCUGGAUCGUCUAUUCUAUUUUACUUCUGUUACGUAAACGUUUUGGUGUUUGUUCUUUUCCCAAUAUUGUCCCCAUGUCCAUGGUUUGUCCAAAUUUUUCGUUCAGUGUUCCGUGAGCAGCUGGGUUACGACACAUUGAAGGCAGUUUUACGGACAAUGGACCAACUCCGUUUUUAAUGGUAGAAGUAGUUCGACUGGCUUCUAUGGAUCGUCUCCCAGCUGCGCAAAAUUAAAUGAUUUAAAAGUGCUACAUUUA